Messenger RNA from Betta splendens (Siamese fighting fish), 2476 nucleotides. RefSeq names its product serum/glucocorticoid regulated kinase family member 3 (gene sgk3). Bases 383 to 1837 code for a protein of 484 amino acids. Gene Ontology annotation, molecular function: phosphatidylinositol binding; protein serine/threonine kinase activity; ATP binding. NCBI's taxonomy places the organism in Eukaryota, Metazoa, Chordata, Actinopteri, Anabantiformes, Osphronemidae. Gene Ontology annotation, biological process: protein phosphorylation. The transcript has 18 exons. The record is from RefSeq and is a predicted model, not a curated record.
AGACUGAUGUUUCCUGCUUCUCUGGCUUGACAGACGCCCAUGAGCGUCAGGAGACCACACUUUCGGCGGCUUCUGUCCUCAUUAAAACGGAGCGAAUGUUGCCUUCACGGACCGUUUAAAUGCUGUUGAUCGAAACAUCCCAACUGGACGUAAGAAAAUCGAUGAAUAUUUCAACAACGUCCCGUAAGCAGCAUUCCGCGGGAAGGAGGAGCAAUAUGAGCCACACUGCAUGGAGCACAAGACAGUUAUACGUACAGUAGGCAGCUUCCCCUCUACGAGCAGUGAGACGUCGCGGGGAUGGGCCAGCUGUCUAGUUGAAGUCUUACCCUGGACGACGCAUUACUUUAUGACCUUGCACUUUUAAACGCCAGCAGCCCUGAAGAUGGAGGAGCCAUCCAGCCUCCCCAACGUCAGCAUCCCCUGCCACAACGAGCAGAGGGACAAGAAGAAGCGCUACACGGUUUACAAGGUCAUGGUGUCUGUGGGACAUCAUGAAUGGUUCGUCUUCAGGCGAUACGCCGAGUUCGACAAACUCUACAACACGUUAAGGAAACAGUUUCCAUCUGCGAACUUGAAGAUUCCGGCUAAGAGGAUAUUUGGGGAUAAUUUUGACCCAGUGUUCAUAAAGCAAAGAAGAGCCGGACUACAUGAGUUCAUCAAGAGAAUCGUCUCCCAACCUGAACUUUCCAACCACCAAGAUGUAAAAGCCUUUCUACAGAUGAAUCGGCAAAACUUUUCAGAUGGCUCUGAGGAUGAAGAUGACAAAAACAGUUCUACCUCCAGAAACAUUAACCUGGGACCCUCUGGAAAUCCACAUGCCAAACCCACAGACUUCGACUUUUUAAAGGUCAUAGGAAAGGGGAGUUUUGGGAAGGUUUUUCUUGCAAAACGAAAAGACGAUGGGAAAUAUUACGCAGUGAAGGUCUUACAGAAAAAAAUCAUUCUGAACAGAAAAGAGCAAAAACACAUAAUGGCCGAGCGCAACGUGCUGCUGAAGAAUGUCAAACACCCUUUCCUGGUUGGGCUGCAUUAUUCCUUCCAGACCACAGACAAGUUGUACUUUGUCUUGGAUUUCAUCAAUGGAGGGGAACUGUUCUUCCAUCUUCAAAAAGAGCGGACCUUUACAGAACCAAGAGCAAGGUUCUACAUUGCAGAAAUGGCAAGUGCACUGGGUUACCUGCACUCUCUCAACAUUGUCUACAGAGAUCUGAAACCAGAGAACAUCCUUCUUGACCAUGAAGGACACAUCAUUUUGACUGACUUUGGAUUGUGCAAGGAAGGCAUUUCCCAAACUGACACUACCACUACGUUUUGUGGAACCCCUGAGUACUUGGCUCCAGAGGUCCUGAGGAAGCAGCCUUAUGAUAAUACAGUAGACUGGUGGUGCCUGGGUUCAGUGCUGUAUGAAAUGCUGUAUGGUCUGCCUCCGUUCUACAGCCGAGACACACAUGAGAUGUAUGACAACAUCCUCCACAAGCCGCUGGAGAUGCGUCCUGGUGCCUCCACCACAGCCUGGUCUCUCCUCCAGGGCCUGCUAGAGAAAGAUGGCACACACAGACUUGGGUCCAAGGAUGACUUUAAAGAAAUCCAAGCACACGACUUCUUCUCCUCUAUCAACUGGAAUGACCUGGAAGAAAAGAAGAUCCCUCCCCCAUUCACACCCAAAGUGAGCUCUUGCUGUGAUAUCUCAAACUUCGAUACAGAGUUCACAGAUGAGACGGUGCCCAACUCUGUCUGCUACUCUCAAGAACACAUAGUCAACGCCAGUGUAAUGGAGGCUGAUGAUGCCUUUUUAGGAUUUUCCUAUGCUCCACCUUCCGAUGAUGCAUUCCUAUGAAAUGCGGCCAGUGAGCUCUUUGUUUGCCUUAAACUUCUUUUGACUAAAGGGAAGAAUUUUAUACCAUGGAUGAACUUGUUCUGUGAAACCAAAAGCAGCAGCUGACAUGAAACCGCACUGGAAAAAAAAGACAAAUGUUGAGGAAAAAAAAAAGUGCCAGAAAAGUCUAUUUUUACCCUUGAUAUUUUUAAGAAUUAUGGGCACAAUUCUUUGUCACUGUAAUUUCUAAUGUCUUCUAAAAUGAGCCUUAUAAAAGCCUUACAUUUGUUCCUGGAGUGAGGCCAGUAACCAGUCAUCUAAAAUACUUGGAACGACAGCCUGUCAGUGCCAGUCCAUGUAAUUACUGUAAAAAUGACUCCUGCCUUAUUAUUUUUAUUCUGUUAACUAAGCUGGAAUAGGAUUACACGAGAGAUCACUAAACAAUGCAUCUUGGUGUGUAAACUUAGGUCUUCUACUUCUGCACCUACCUUCAGCCAUUUUUGUGACUACAGAAUGGUUUAUUUUUUACGUGGAACUGUGGCUCAUGUUUUACUAUGAUGUGCCUUAGCACAUUUAAAUGCUGUAAUUAGGAUUCCACGAUGCUUCGCUUCACUGAUUUACCAGGUCUGUACUAGAGUAAUAAAAUCAAAGGAAUCAGAA